ACCAAUCCAGUGGGAAAAUAAGUAUUUUGUGGUUAUUUUUUCCCGAACGCUGCUAAUAAUGGGAGACAAGGAGAGAUCUAUCGAGGCGAAGGGGGAGAAGAAGGAAAUGAUGACGGUUCCUCUCUGUCCUCCGAUCUACCCACUGCCUGAAGAAAUAAAAAAGAUGGAGCGGAGUGAUACAGUGUGCCAAUAUUGCGGUGUAAGCUACCUCAUAUAUCACGAGUUCCAUCAGCUGAACACCCGACUGGCUCAGCUGGAGAUGGAGCUCCAGGACCUGAGAGAGACGGCUCAGAGAGAGAAGGCCCAGCGAGAGGCACUGGAGAUGGGCAGGGUGGAGUGGGAGAGGUCACUAAACCUGGAGGUGCAGAUAAAAGCAGAAAAGAAAAAGAACAGCAUGAAGGAAGAGCUGGAAAAGAAGAACAGAGAUGCAGAGAAGUUUCUGAGAGAGGAGUUCGAGAAGAAGAGGAGAGCGAUGGAGGAGGACCAUAAGAAAAUCAUCGAUGAGAAGGAGAAGCAACUUCGGAAAGAACUGGGAGACGUAGAGGAGAAGAGACUGAGGAAACAGAGGGAUGAGCUGGAAAGGAAGAGUGAGGAGAGGGAGAAAGUUCUGAGUGACGCACUUCAAAAGGCCAAUAAAAAUUUAGAUGAGCUGAGAAAAUACCUCCGACAACUGGAACACAGCCUGGCGGUGGCAGCUUCCUUGAAAGAGGAUGCAGAACAGUUACUUGGGCAAGAGAAACAGCACAGGGAGAUUCUCAGAGGUGUGUCUGUGCAGCAGGUGAAGGUCCUCCAAGCCACUCUCUCUACGCUCCGUUCCUCUGGCAGAGAGCUCGCUGAUAUACGGGGUUUCCUCGGCCAGUUGACAGGGGCCUGGCAGGCCUUCAAAUCGCAGAUACUGCAGCGCAGUGCACAGGCAUCCUCAGUGCUGAAAGAAGAGCUCAAACAUUCCAGUGAGGAGUUACACAAAAUGAGGGAAGAGAGAGAGAACCUAGAUCAGCAGCUGACGGAGCUGAGGAAACGGAGUGAGGAACAGCUGUUCCAACAGGAAGAGUCUGACAAGAAGAACCGAGAUAAAAUACUCAGAUUAAAAGCAGAGAUGGAGGAGAAACGUGACAGGUGGUUGUCAUGCCAACAAACGUGUGACACGAUACAGGACCAGCUUUCAUUAUGGCAACAGAGGGAAGAACAAACAAACCAGAGGUACUGCUCAGCCAAAGAGGAAGUGACACAGCUGAAGGAAGCCCUGGAGAAAGUCCGACAGGAAACAAGAGACCUGAAGAGAGAAAGAGACGCGUUGAUAGACUCCCAUGGUCGAGCCCUGGAAAAUCUGGAGAAAGACUUCACACAGGAAAUGGCUUUAAAGCUGGCUGGUGCCCUGGAGGAGCAGAAGACCCAGAGUGGAUUGCACCUGCGGGAGCAGAUGGAGGAGUUCCGCAGGGAGGUGGAGCUGGAGCUGAGCAUUGACAGGGAGAAGAACCAACUGCUGCUUCUUCAAUACCAACGAGACAGCACGCAGCUUCAGCAGAAGCUGAAGCACAGAGAGCAGGAGCUGGGAGAACUGAAAGAGGAGCUGCUGCAAGAGAGGAGGAGCAUGGCAGAGGAGAGGAGGACACAAGAUGAGCAGAGCAGGAGGAGAGGGGAGAUUCACAAGGAGCUGCACCUUUCCAGACAGCAGGAGGCACUACAGCUGAGCGAAGCCAAAGCUGAACUACAGCUUAUGAAGGAGAGCAAUGCUGAACUACAAGAAGAGGUGGUGUUACUCCAGGAGACAGUAAGGAGGGAGUGUCAGGAGAGGGAGGAUCUGACUGCCGCUCUGUCCGAAGUUCAAGAGGAGCUCCAGUGUCUGCGCUCCCCGGUGUCUCAUCAGGACUCCCUGAAGUCUCCUUUAAACCCCAUAGAAAGAAACACACCCCCAGGGAACAAGCAUUUCCAUUUCCUUAGUCACUCCCGAAUACCACUUAACCGUGCUUCAAGCUCACCAAAAACACUCACACAACCCUCUCCUGCCUGGUACUGCACAUACCGCAGCACAGAUGGAGGAGUAGCUGGCAAGAGUCUGGAGUCCUGGAAUGGUGGUGAGGUGUUAGGUGGAGGAAAACUACCCAGACUGAAAGUAAGCAGCACAGUGAGUGAAGUCAAACAUAAAGUCUCUUCAGGGAUGGGGAGGAAGUAGAAACUGUAAAAAGUCCAUCCAUCCAUCCAUCUUCUACUGUCAGUCCUUCGCAGGGCAAACACACAGAGACCAUUCACUCGCAAAUUCACAUCUAGAGUGUCGAAAGAACCUCUGCAUGUUUUAGGACUUGGGAGAACACGCAAACCCCCACAUAGAAAGGCCCGAACCGGGAUGCGAACCAGCAGUCUUCCUGCUGCAAGGUGACCUGCAACGUGCUAGCCACGUUGCCUUUUAUCUGCCUUUCUCUAAAAUAAACGGACACAUAUGUAAUAAGCAGACAAGCUGAUACAAUAGACACAAUUGCUGAAUCCUGUUGACACAGCAGCAAAUUCCCAGGACGUAGACUCUCUCCGAUAGACAUGCACUUGUUUUCGCACAACCCGACUCACGCAGUCUCACUGGCACGCAGAGGAUUUCACAGACAAACACCCAUUCACGCACAAACUGUACAGGCACACGGACGUGCACGCACACGGACACACACAGCCUGUCACAAGGACAGUGCUGAAGGAGCAUGACAGCAUGUCCCUUGCCACCCAUGGACACAAACAAAGGGCAACACAAAAGAAACUGUAAGGCAAGCACACACACACACACACACACACACAGUCCUCUCCCCUUAGGCAUUGUGUGUUAUUGACAUCAAUUACUCCAUACAAGGUCUUUCCAUCCCUCCCUCUUCCUUUCUGUCUAUGUUUGGGAUGAAUUGUCAUAAUGGGAGAAACCCGUGAAGAGAGCGAGAGAGUGUGUGCGUGUGUGUGUGUGGCAUGUUACUAAUUUCCCUGCCUACUAUCACACAUGGAAAUCUUUUUGGUUUGAUCCUCUCUUCCAGUCUGUCUGCCAGACAAUGCCCAUCGUUCAGGACAGACGUAAUGAUUUUAUCCUGCCAAAGUUUCCUGUUUUGCCAAAACACACACUUAUGGUUUGUCUAGCUACAAGCUUCACUGUGUGGAAAAACGUUUCGAGUCACAGAACAAUAAGCAUUCUGUGCCACUGAAACCUAAUUGUCUACCUCCUCUAUUUGUACAACAUGGACUAAUGGGACAUUUCCAAUCACACAUAGCAAACUGAUUCAUGUUUGAUGUAGGUUAACAUACAUUGCUUAUAACGAAAUAGGAUUUCAAUUGAUAUAAUCACGUGAGUUUAUAAUUCCCGAAACAAUCGUUCAAAUGCUGUUAACUAUUGUUAUUUCAUUUCAUUUCUGAAAAAAACUGUAACACUUUAGG
Messenger RNA from Solea solea (common sole), 3399 nucleotides. RefSeq names its product leucine, glutamate and lysine rich 1 (gene lekr1). Bases 59 to 2173 code for a protein of 704 amino acids. The transcript is spliced from 12 exons. The record is from RefSeq and is a predicted model, not a curated record. Lineage: Eukaryota; Metazoa; Chordata; Actinopteri; Pleuronectiformes; Soleidae.